GGUAAGAAGGCCUUGGUUCUGUUGGAAGCUGAGCCCCAAAGCCUUACGGGAGCUCCCUGGCGGAGCGUAAGCUCCAGCCCGGGGGUCCUAGGCCUCCGUGCGGACUGGGCCUCCAGCUCAGCUCCUCUUCAGGCCCCGGAGCAGGGAGCCGGCGUCGCCAUGGCGACGUCGGAGGGGCUGGAACGCUGGGUGCGAGACGAGCUGCACUCGGUGCUGGGCCUGAGCGAGCGGCACGUGGCCCAGUUCCUCAUCGGCACCGCUCAGCGCAGCGCCUCGGCCGAGGAUUUCGUGCAGCGCCUGCGAGACACCGACACCUUGGACCUCAGCGGGCCCGCCCGGGACUUCGCGCUGAGACUCUGGAACAAGGUACCACGGAAGGCGGUGGUGGAAAAGCCAGCUCACGCAGCUGAGCGAGAGGCUCGGGCCCUGCUGGAGAAGAACCGGUCGUAUAAGUUGCUAGAAGACAGCGAGGAGAGCAGUGCGGAGACCGGGGGCAGGGCUGGGAGCAGCUUCAAGAAGAAGCGGAAGAAACGGAAGCACCUGAGGAAGAAAUGCCAGGAGGAGGAGGAGGAGGAGGAAGAGGCCUCUGAGAAAGACAGGAGGAAGACGGGGGACAGCAGGCAGCAGGCGGAGAAGCCAGAGUCGGAGGAUGAGUGGGAGCGCACAGAGCGGGAGCGCCUGCAGGACCUGGAGGAGCGCGAUGCCUUUGCUGAGCGAGUUCGGAAGCGGGACAAGGACCGGACUCGCAAUGUCCUGGAGCGGUCAGACAAGAAGGCGUACGAAGAGGCUCAGAAGCGCCUGAAGCUGGCUGAGGAAGACCGGAAAGCCAUGGUGCCCGAGCUGCGGAAGAAGUCUCGCCGAGAGUACCUGGCCAAGCGGGAGCGGGAGAAGCUGGAGGACCUGGAGGCGGAGCUGGCUGACGAGGAAUACCUCUUCGGGGAUGUGGAGCUGAGCAGGCACGAGCGGCGGGAGCUCAAGUACAAGCGACGGGUGCGGGACCUGGCCCGGGAGUACCGGGCGGCUGGGGAGCAGGAGAAGCUGGAGGCCACCAACCGCUACCACAUGCCCAAGGAGAGCCGAGGCCAGCCGGCGCGAGCUGAGAGUGUGCUGGAGGAGGAGUCGGUCGCGCCUGGGGAGGAGCAGCGGCGCUGGGAGGAGGCCCUGCUGGGAGCAGCGUCCCUGAAGGUCGGGGCCCGAGACGCUGCCGCCCAGGAGCCGCAGUACCAGCUGGUGCUGGAGGAAGAGGAGACCAUCGAGUUUGUCCGGGCCACCCAGCUGCAGGGCGAUGAGGAGCCCUUGACGCCGGCCCCGCAGAGCCAGGCCCAGCAGAAGGAGCCCAUCCAGGCCGUGCGCCACAGCCUCCCCGUGUUUCCAUUCCGAGAGGAUCUCCUGGCGGCCAUUGCCAGUCACCAGGUCCUGAUCAUUGAAGGCGAGACCGGCUCGGGGAAGACCACCCAGAUACCCCAGUAUCUCUUUGAGGAGGGUUACACGGAGAAGGGCAUGAAGAUAGCCUGCACCCAGCCCCGAAGAGUGGCGGCCAUGAGUGUGGCAGCCCGCGUGGCCCGGGAGAUGGGCGUGAAGCUUGGCAAUGAGGUUGGCUACAGCAUCCGCUUUGAGGACUGCACAUCGGAGCGUACCGUUCUCCGCUACAUGACUGACGGGAUGCUGCUCCGGGAAUUCCUCUCUGAGCCUGACCUCGCCAGCUACAGCGUGGUGAUGGUGGAUGAGGCCCAUGAGCGGACCCUGCACACCGACAUUCUCUUUGGAUUGAUCAAGGAUGUAGCUCGCUUCCGGCCAGAGCUCAAAGUCCUGGUGGCCUCCGCCACACUGGACACUGCCCGCUUUUCCACCUUCUUCGAUGAUGCUCCUGUCUUCCGGAUCCCCGGACGCAGGUUUCCGGUUGACAUCUUCUACACUAAGGCCCCAGAGGCUGACUACCUGGAAGCCUGUGUGGUGUCAGUGCUGCAGAUCCACGUGACCCAGCCGCCGGGGGACAUCCUGGUGUUCCUGACAGGACAGGAGGAGAUUGAAGCUGCCUGUGAGAUGCUCCAGGACCGCUGCCGCCGCCUGGGCUCCAAAAUCCGGGAGCUGCUGGUGCUGCCCAUCUACGCCAACCUGCCCUCCGACAUGCAGGCUCGCAUCUUCCAGCCCACACCCCCCGGGGCGAGAAAGGUGGUCGUGGCGACCAACAUUGCUGAGACAUCACUCACCAUCGAGGGCAUCAUUUACGUGCUGGACCCCGGCUUCUGCAAGCAGAAGAGCUACAACCCCCGCACAGGCAUGGAGUCACUCACGGUCACCCCCUGCAGCAAGGCCUCAGCCAAUCAGCGAGCUGGCCGGGCAGGCCGCGUGGCUGCAGGGAAGUGCUUCCGCCUGUAUACCGCCUGGGCCUAUCAGCAUGAGCUCGAGGAGACAACGGUGCCCGAGAUCCAGAGGACCAGCCUGGGCAAUGUGGUGCUGCUGCUCAAGAGCUUAGGGAUCCACGACCUCAUGCACUUUGAUUUCCUGGACCCGCCACCGUAUGAGACCCUGCUGCUGGCUUUGGAGCAGCUGUACGCCCUGGGAGCCCUCAACCACCUCGGGGAGCUCACCACGUCUGGUCGGAAGAUGGCCGAGCUGCCGGUGGACCCCAUGCUGUCCAAGAUGAUUCUGGCCUCUGAAAAGUACAGCUGCUCAGAGGAGAUCCUGACAGUGGCUGCCAUGCUGUCCGUCAACAACGCCAUCUUCUAUCGGCCCAAAGACAAGGUCGUCCAUGCGGACAAUGCCCGAAUCAACUUCUCCCUCCCCGGUGGGGACCACCUGGCUCUGCUCAACGUUUACACUCAGUGGGCCGAGAGCGCCUACUCCUCCCAGUGGUGCUAUGAGAACUUCAUACAGUUCAGAUCGAUGCGCCGAGCCCGGGACGUGCGGGAACAGCUGGAGGGGCUCCUGGAGCGGGUGGAAGUUGGUCUCAGUUCCUGCCAGGGGGAUUAUAUCCGAGUCCGGAAGGCCAUCACCGCUGGUUACUUCUACCACACAGCGCGGCUGACUCGGAGUGGGUACCGCACCGUCAAGCAGCAGCAGACUGUGUUUAUCCACCCCAACUCGUCCCUCUUCGAGCAGCAGCCCCGCUGGCUGCUCUACCACGAACUGGUCCUGACCACCAAGGAGUUCAUGAGACAGGUACUGGAAAUUGAGAGCAGUUGGCUUCUGGAGGUGGCACCCCACUAUUAUAAAGCCAAAGAGCUAGAAGACCCCCAUGCUAAGAAAAUGCCCAAGAAGAUAGGCAAGACUCGGGAAGAGCUAGGGUAACGAGAAGAGAACGGAAGUUGAACCUGAGCCCAGCUCCUCCCCUCGCUGUGUGUUAUUUAAAAAUACCAAGUAAAUAAAGUUAUUUAUGGAGUAAA
Messenger RNA from Echinops telfairi (small Madagascar hedgehog), 3386 nucleotides. RefSeq names its product DEAH-box helicase 16 (gene DHX16). Gene Ontology annotation, cellular component: catalytic step 2 spliceosome; intracellular anatomical structure. The transcript is spliced from 20 exons. Gene Ontology annotation, molecular function: ATP binding; RNA binding. Lineage: Eukaryota; Metazoa; Chordata; Mammalia; Afrosoricida; Tenrecidae. The record is from RefSeq and is a predicted model, not a curated record. The coding region runs from base 160 to 3291 and encodes 1043 amino acids.